AUGCCUCGCCAAAAACAUGAGCGAUCACCAUCUCAAGACGUCCUGAAGCACCCCUCCACCAAGCGAGCGAAGGAGAUUAACGGUCCCGACAACCCGUACGACGAACUACUUCAGCGCAUAGAAAAAGCCAAUAAGGCGGAGUCAGAAGUCAAACCUCGCAAUAUCCUCCAUUGGUUUCGCAGCAAGGAUUUGCGCGCAGAGGAUAAUCGUGCCCUGCACGCUGCGUCGCAGACAGCCAAAAAAGGGAAAGGCGCGUUGUUGACGUGUUUCUUAUUCUCGCCUCGGGAUCUCGAGUGGCAUGGGACGAGUCCAGCGAGGAGCGAUUUCAUGUUAGAAGGUCUAAAGCUAUUGCAGGCGCAGUUGGGAGCUUUAAAUAUCCCGCUUUUGCAACUUACUGCAGAGGACAGAGGGGAGAAAGCGGCCAAGAUUGCGAAGUUGGUUAGGGAGCAUGAUGUUAGUCAUGUAUUUGCGAAUAUUGAGUAUGAAGUCGAUGAGCUGAGACGGGAUCUGGAUCUGUUCGAGAAGCUGGGGAAGGAGGAUGUGCAGUUAGUGCUACAUCAUGAUCAGACUAUUCUUGAGCCGCGGAAACUGGUCAAUGGCUCGGGGGCGCCGCAUAAAGUGUUCACUCCUUACUACAAAAUGUGGCUCAAGGAAGUAUCGGGGGAUCCAAGUCUCUUUGACACCGUCGAAGCACCAGCGGCAAACGAUGAAAACAUCAAGGUGGAUUACAAGGACUUUUUUGAUCAACCUAUACCCGAGCUUCCCAAGGACAAGCAGUUCGCUUCUGAGGAUGAAAGAGAGCGUAUUCGCAAGCUCUGGCCCGCCGGUCACGCAGCUGGGAUGAAGCGUCUGCAAGACUUCCUCGGCAACAAAGUCCAAUCCUACGCUACGAACCGCUCCACGCCCGCGGCCGACAACUCGAGCCGCCUCUCCCCCUACUUCGCAGCAGGCACAAUCUCGGUCCGAGAAGCCCUCUGCGCCGCCCAUACCACCAACUCCUCCAGUGCCGACUUCUCCUCCGCCGCCUGCCCCGCCGGGCUCUCCUCCUGGGUCCGCGAAGUCGUCUUCCGCGAGUUUUACCGCCACAUGAUGUGCGUUACCCCCCACAAAAGCCUCAACUUGCCCCAGAAUCUCAAAUUCGACUUCGUCGAAUGGGAGGACGACGAAGAAGGGUGGAAGAAAUGGUGCGAGGGGAAAACGGGGGUGCCCUUCGUGGACGCGGGGAUGCGGCAGUUGAACACAGAGGCGUACAUGCAUAACCGGCUGCGCAUGAACACGAGUAGUUACCUCCGGACGAACUUGCUGAUCGAUUAUCGCCGGGGGGAGAGGUAUUUUGUGGAGCAUUUGGUGGAUUGGGAUUUGUGUAACAAUACUCAGGGGUGGGAGCCGAGCUACACGGUUUUUAACCCCGUGGUGCAGGCUGAGAAGUGCGAUCCCCAGGGGAAGUAUAUCAGGAAGUGGGUGCCGGAGUUGAGGGAUGUCAAGGGGAAGGCGGUGUUUGAUCCAUUUGCGCGAUUGAGUCGGGAGGAGUUUGACAAGUUGGGGUAUCCGCAGCCGCAUGUGGAUUAUAAGGAGAGCAAGGAGAGGUGUAUUCAACGGUAUAAGCACAACAUGGCCGAUGCAGAACCGUAGGCUCAGGCUAUAGAAGUCCAGUUUCGUGGGAGCGGGAAAGUGGGAAGAUCAUGUACAGGUAUGUUGAGCAUCACGUCGAAGAUUCGACCUUUGCGAAAGUUAUAGAUGG
This is a messenger RNA of Pseudomassariella vexata, 1741 nucleotides long. Its product is annotated as deoxyribodipyrimidine photo-lyase. The transcript has 2 exons. Gene Ontology annotation, biological process: entrainment of circadian clock by photoperiod; circadian regulation of gene expression. Lineage: Eukaryota; Fungi; Ascomycota; Sordariomycetes; Amphisphaeriales; Pseudomassariaceae. The coding region runs from base 1 to 1632 and encodes 543 amino acids. The record is from RefSeq and is a predicted model, not a curated record. Gene Ontology annotation, molecular function: FAD binding; DNA binding. Gene Ontology annotation, cellular component: cytoplasm; nucleus.